Molecule: messenger RNA, 993 nt
Organism: Symbiodinium pilosum
Lineage: Eukaryota; Dinophyceae; Suessiales; Symbiodiniaceae
Source: the annotation of a GenBank genome assembly
AUGGAGGGCCAGCUAGCUCAGGCUACGGCUCCCCCGCAGCAGCCUGAAGGGCAGGCAGUCCAGUAUGCGAUACCGGCUGGCUACCAGGCAGUGGCCGUCCCGGCCAUGGAUCCUGCCCAGUACACUGCUUGGCUGCAAGCGCUACAAGCGCAGCAGGUGGUGGCACAGCAGAUGUACAUGCAGCAAAUUGCAGGUGCCUCAGGUGCCGCCGGCUUGUAUGCUGCUGUGCCAACCGUCCCUGGUGUAGCUCUUCCAGCAGCUGCGGCCUCGACAGCACCGGUGUCUUCGGAAGCUGACGGUCCGGCCUACAGUGGCCAGAUUGUGGACUACAACGAAGACAAGGGUUUCGGCUUCAUAGAGUGCAAAGACACCCAACAAAUCUACGGCAAAGACAUCUUCCUUCUGCGAAGCUCUCUGAACGGGCUGAUUGUCAGUACCGGAGAUAGAGUGAGCUUUAAGGUGGAGACUGGCAUCAAAGGCCCGAAAGCUGUUGAGGUGGAAAUCAUAGAGAGGAUAGCUGACAUGGCAGAGCGCUUGCCCACAUAUUGGGGCAGGGUCAAGAACUUUGACGCUGCCAGAGGUCUUGGUUUUAUUGAUUGUGAGGAGACCAAAGAGGUCUAUGAGAAGGACAUCUUGGUCCUCCGAAGUCAGCUGGGUGACCACUCGAAUGACACUGUUGUGUCGUUCAACAUCGUAGAGGAUGCCCGGGGUGUCAAGGCGGCCAAUGUGAAGAUUCACCCGGAUGGCUUCCCACCCGGCAAGGAGCCAAAGCGGAAAGGCAAGGGCAAAGGCUUCAAGGGCCUGGAGAUGGGCUUCGAAAAGGGUGGGAAGGAUGCAAAAGGCUUUGGCAAGGGGAAAGGCAUCGAUUUCGACCAGCUGUGGCAGGCCAUGGAGAUGCUGGGUGAGAUGUGGAAUGGGGGCUGGGGAGGCUGGGAUGAUGGCUGGUACGGCCCCUCCAAGUCCAAAGGCAAGGGCAAGUCUCAACCCUACUAG